AGGGCAGCGAAUGUUGAGUAAAUAAUGGUAUCGACUUCUUCGAAAACUAGCACUAGUUGUUUGUUGAGGUAGUUCUUACCGACCCAAAAAUCUUUACCGACCCAAAUCUAGAACGCCUAUGAAAAAGCAACAACGUCGUGUUAAAUGCCAGAACUCUAUGCUUUAGGUGAAGUGUACUUUACUGGAGAUGUUGCAUAUUGUUUUUGUUCUGUAAAUAUCGUACUUCAGUCUGUACCUCAAAACUAAUUAUGCGUUCCCCUCCCCAAGUAUUCAAAGGAAAAUUGUCACAGAUGAUCUUAAGAAUCUGCCGCUGUUGCACCACCCAAGGUUUCGAUCAAAGACAAGGGAAGGAAUUUAGAUUUUGUUCUAUGGCGCACUGACCGACCCACUGAUUAGCGACCCCCCUCCCCAGCGACCGACGACCAAUCGAUCCACCAGCGACUGACCUACGAACGACCCAUCAAGCGAUCUACUUAUCAAGCGACCCAUCAUCAAGCGACCUAUCAAGCGAUACACCGACGACACACCGCCGAAUCACGGGCCCCAAAGCGGAAAACGCGUAGUUUGCGGUGGCCUGGUAAAUAAGGCGGAAAACGGGUUUGCGGUGGUACCCCCACCUACUCCACACUUCUUCUGGGGAAACUUCAUUUUUCCCCGGAAAGUAGAACCACUGUAACCAAAGUUUUAUUGUGUUGUACAACGACGUCGAUCGCGAUCGUAUUCGUACUUUGAGAUCGGCUCCGGCUUCGGCAAGAAUACUACAACAGCCAUGCCGGGAUCAGGUGGAGGCAGCGUUGACAACGAUAUGGGCCUCGCCGACGCCCUGAACAAGGUGCGGACCGCCUUGGGGUAUGCAUUGCAAAACAUCUACUUUGGGUCUGGAAGGAUGCAUGCAGCUUGGGGUCAUGCUACUUCAGCCUCCUUCACAAAAAAAACUUUUGUUGUAAGUUUUAUCCGGAUGGGAUGAAAAGCCGAUGCCCCGACCUUCUUGUUCCUAUCCAAGAAGUAGAGGCGGCGGUAAUAUUCUCAACAUGCGGGAUCAGGAUUAUAUAGCAUCAAGAAGGAUUUUAUUUUUAUUUUAUCUCGCAAAAUCUGUGUCUCCUGUGAUGCUUCUGCGUGCAUGACAAAAAAUCCAUGCAGCAUUCUUCCAGACACGACAGGCAUAUUUGCAUUUGACACGUCGCAAAACGGUUUUCUCGGACCAGGACCUAAUCUUCCAAUAACACUCCGGCACAAGUUAUCAAAAGGAAAAAUCCCCCCUCCCCAUAUCAAAACGGAAAUCUGUGAUGCAGAUUUGUUGUCACAAAUCAGCUUUGUCAUGCUACACAGGAAAAGAUGCGGACUGUAGUGCUAGGUGGCGUGGGGAAGCCUUGCAUCUUCAGCAUGAUAGGAGGCAGCUGAGAGUGGGAAACAGCAUGACAAAUUGCCUGCAAACGAGGCCACGACUGCGGCUCUUGGCCUUCUAGCAUGACGAGUCGAUUUGUGACCUCAAAUACAGCAUCACAAAUUUCGUUUUCGAUAUGGGGAGGGGGGAUUUUUCCUUUCGAUACAAGUUCAUGUUCUCGGCGCCGGAUCAGGUACUAUCAGAGUGCACAACCACUCCCCCUCCUGGUGAUCUCAUGGAUAAUUGCAUCGAGCACAGCAGCACCCACGAGUGCUAGCAAACAAAAUGAUACAGGAGGAGCCUUUGCAUGGCAAUAAAUAUAUUCAUUCUUGGUUGAACCAAGAAUGAAUAUAUUUGUACUACUGUAGUUCCUAGCUGGCUUCCUCGGGGGGAUGAUGAACCUGUCAUGGAUUAUAGUAGAAGUGGCAAGUAGAAGCAAUCGAUGGAGUACGUAGUUCACUAUAUUUUUUAGUGUCAUUUUGCAUUACAAAGAACCGGAGAUCAUGAACGAGGGAAAGUUGAUGUGCACCUUGAUAGAAGCUGGACGAAUCGGAACAAGAAGAUGAUGGGUCCCCGUCGCCGCCCCCCGGAUAUCCUGUGCAAAAGUAUCGUACCCGUAGUAAUCGCAGUCAUGCAUUACAAGUCUCUAUCCCAAGGCAAAACAGCAUGACAAAUUCAAUUUGUCAUGCUGAGCUAAUUUGUAUUGCAAUUACUACUAGUACGAUACUUUUGGAGUUCAUACCGAAGGCGAAGACAACCCACGAUUGAAAAACCUUCCGCGGAGACAGCAGGCAUUUUUGUUCUUGACGGAAAUCCACAAGAACAUGAUGGAGGCUAUGGGACUGCUCUCAAACGAUAGACAUUCUCAACGGUUUUUACAUGUUUUGUCAUGCAACAGCACCAUGAGAAAAUGCAAAAGCCCGAGCCGCCACGGCCACGCGCCUCCACUCGAUCAAGUUAUAACCCCGCAUGACAAAUUUUCGAAGGACGAAGCAGCAUCGAAACCUGUGCCAAUUUCGUGAUGCGAGAAUUGCAAGAGAAAGCUAUAUUGCCACGGCUUUUCACUGUUGUUGCUCCUGCAUCACAAAUUCAUAUUCGUGUCACAGUUGAGAAUGUAACGCUUGAGAUCCCAAUAGAGGACAUUGUGGCGGUGAGUCUCUUGCAGAACGAGAAGAUAGCCAAGGACAGGAAAAAGCACCAGAAAUUGGAGAAGAUAUCAUAUGGAAAAACGUCUGGAUCCCAUACUCAAAUCGGUAAAUCUGUAAAACAAAUCUCCAAGUUUUGGCAGUAGUUGUGCCUGACAAGCCUCCAUCUGUAGUGGAGCUUUUUUUUUAGCAAGGACAGCCGCAUGAUCACAAAGACGCUUGCUUACGUAUCCUGUCCACAUACAAAUCUUCCCAGAAAUAAACGACGACCACAUGCGGAUGCGCAUGCGGAUGCGCAUAUUAACAGAUCUUUCUGUAGGUGUAGAUACAAAAUCGAAAUCUGCAUGACAAGUAUGGGAUGCUGUAGGCCCCUUUUUUACAUAGGAUAGGAGAAGGCAGAAACAGAGAAAGCGGCAAAAGAGGCAGCGGAAGAAGAGGUAGCAACCUUGAAGAAGUCCAGGGAGAUCGAUUUACAGGAGCUCAUAUGCAUUGCAAAUAUGUCUGGGUCUGGAAAAUUGGAACUUGUAAUGCUAGCUUUUCAUUCCCAGGAAAUCUGUAUUGCAUAACCAACAAAAAAAUAAGUCCCAGCCUCUUUUGUCAUGCGAGAACGCAGUUUCUCAUGCGGCCUUCCUACGAGAAAGCGUUCUGGAAAGUUCUCAUGCUGGGCUGCGAUCGGAAUCGUUUCCAUCAUCCACAUUUUCGCAUCACAAGUUUCCAAACCCAGACAUAUUUGCAAUUGAUAGAUGACAAAGAGAGCCAAAAAUGAGAAAGCGUUGAAAAAAGACCUGGAACUCGUAUGACCUGCUCAAGAGUUACAAUCUCAAGCGUUACAAUAGAAUCUGGAAAUCUGUGAUGCAAGGAAUGCAUGAUCUAGCCAAUUUCAUAGGACUGCGCAUGACAAGUUCCGGAGUCCCAAACCGCACUACAAUCUGGCGAAAUUUGUAUUGCAGAAAGUGGCGCGGUCGGCGAGUCUGUCAUGCUCAUGAUACAAGACAAAUCCCGCUUUCUAUUGUAACGUUUGAGAUUGUAAAAACACCUGAGCGGGUUAUAACUUGCGCAAAAGCACCGGGAGACAAUGAGGGUGGACGUGAAAGACGCGACCGCAAUGAGCCAACACGAGAAGGCUGAGGCAGAAAAGGCAAAGCACGAGAAGAUGCUUGCCGAGAAAGCGUGCAAGGAGAAAGAUCUGCAGAUGAAGGAGCUUCGAGAACAUUUUGAACAGGAGCUGGAGGACGCCCGUAAAGAGAUAAAAACGCUCAAAGAGCUGCAGCAAAAGCGAGGUGGCCAGAAUCAGGAACAAAAUGGCGUGAGUCUCAGCAAAGAGCAGCAAAAGCAAAAACCGAAUCAGGAACAAAAUGCCGACGUCAGUCAAAAUAAUCGCCAAAGUGGUGGACCAAGUGCGUCUUCAAGUACAACUGCACAGAAUAAUAAAGUUGCUAGCUCCACCGUUACAACAAAACCGUUAGAAUCUUCGGGCAAUGACAGCACCGCGGUUGCGGUGGGCAAAACUACCGGCACGGCGAAAAAACCAAAAUCGUCGAAGAAAUUGGGGGGCAACGGCAGCACGGCGGUUCCUCCGGCGCCCGGCGCGGCGGUCGUGCAGGAGAAAUACCCGGAUCACCAGGCCAAGCAGAAGCAGCAUCAGAAAGCGAAGUCGGAGGGGGCUCUUCUCAGCGCGACCCAAACAGAACAAGUCAAUACGACGAACAAGAAACAGAAACGCGCGAACAACGAGGACACCGUCGCCGAUUCCGACCCGACAAAGCGCCGCCGGCGUGAAGAUGCUACCCUGCUGGAAAAACAGAAAGAACCUUAUGUCCUGCUGAACAAGGACGUUCUGGACGACGAGGAUGAACCGGAACUCCUGCAAGGACGUGAGGAGAACAAGGCAUCAUCUUCUGCACUGCUUAUAAAGAAUACCAGCGCGACUGGACCCCCGCCCCACGAUGACGACAAGAACGCGGAGGAGAUGAACGUGGCGACGGAUCUAGUGGUCAAGCAAACUUCUUCUAUGGCGGCGACGGAUCUAGUGGUCAAGAAAAAGAAGAAGAAAAAGAAAAAUAUUGACGGUAAGGAAGGUGAAGAUGCGAACGGUGCCCCCGCGUUUUCGAGGACUUCAUUUUACUUGAACAAAGACAACGGUAAGUGUAAGGAGUUUUGGCAUUGUUCAAGAACAAAUAGCAUGUUACCCCCGUCUGGCUACUUACUUUAAUACCGCCCUUCUUUUUUUUUGAAUUUUUAUUUCUUGUGUUUGAAAUCCUCAUCGAUUCAAGUUCAUUCCAUUCCACCGUGGGGGCGGGAAGAUCUUCCCAUGUUGGGCCACGUCCUUGCGGUUUAUAGUAUAAUGAUAAAACGGGAUGAGCGUCCACAUCCAAAAUUUGAAAGAAUGCUAAAGGGAUCUUCACGCUCCUAACAGCAACACUGGUGAAUAAGUUUGAAAACUACAGUGAGCAGACAGAACAUCACCAUCAUCAACUUCGGGCUACUGAUCGCGGUGAUGAACUACCAUUCACAGGUACAAGCGCCGAAGCUGCAGCUGGCACAGGCCACGGGUCCGGAUCGGCUGCGGAAACUUCGAAUUUUCUUGGGCCAGUGGCUGCAUUAUGUAUUGUAAAUAUGUCUGGGUCUGGAAAGAGUGGGACUUGUGUGUGAUCCUAAUUUUCGACCAUACAAAAACCUGCGUUGCAUGAGCAGCAAAAAGUACCCAGGUUCGAGCCACCCAGAGACGUCAUUUCUGAUGCAGGGUCAUAGGCAUUAGCCUCAGCAAACUUGCUUCGCGAUGAAAGCUGUGAAGAUGCUAGAGCAUGUAUGCAACAUCAAAGGCGGUCAUCAUGUACAAUUUGCAUGAGAAUAAAGAUCCUCAGUUUAUUUCUAGACCCAGACAUAGUUGUUCCAGUGGAUAUAAUGCAGGGAGUAGGCCAAGCGUCACCGCUCAACUGGCGGCGCAGCUCCGGGCGCAACUAGCUCAGAGAGCAGCAGAUAACGCAAGCGGUACAACCGGAGCUGCCAGCAGCAGUUCGAAGCUGGCGAAGGUGGUAUUUUUCGUCACUUGAAUAGAACAUAGAAAGGUUCUUUUUACGGAGCACGCGAGAUUCAUGAUGCGAAUAAAUGUAAAAAUAUAUAGAUUGGCACUGCGAUGUCCCCAGGAGCAUGAGCUGUACAGAACUUCUACUCCGCAGCGGAAAAAUCAAAACGGAGAAAUACGAGCAGAUCUUCAAGGCCAAUUCUACAUCUGUAUGCUAUCCUGCAGCUUUCUUUGGCUUCUUGAAAUGAAUAUGAUUUUCUCGGUCGUAAUGCCGAACAAGCUUACUAGUAUAAGCGAUUUAUCUUUGUGAGCGAGCAGACGAGAAGAAAUCCCAAUCCAAUUAUCUAGGUACAUCGGUCCAGAAGAUGUUGUUUUCUCAGACAAAAAUUAUAGAUUCCACCAUGACCAUAUAAUUACGCAUAGGCAUACGUCGUUUUCUGUAUAGCAAUAGAAAGAAUUUCAAAGGCGUGCUGAUGUUCUAGUUGCCCCACCUGAUGAAAUGCUUGCAUUCGUAUUUAUCUAUUCGUAUACAGUUACAACGACACGACACCCAGGUUGUUCCUCCUCCGCUAGUCGCUCCAGCAGCAGCGAGUAGCUCCGCAGCUAGCUCAAGCAGCAGCUCUAAGCUGGCAGCGCCAAGCGGUACAACCGGAGGUGCCAGCAGCAGCUCCUCGAAGGCAAAAGUAGUACUUUUUUAUUUUCUUCUGUCAUUUGAAUUUGGAAUGAAGAGUGUUUUUUGUGUGCGAACAAAAGAAAAAUUUCAAAAACCGUACAGAUGCUCUAGUUGCGCAACCUGAUCAUCAAAUGCUCUAUUCGUACCUAUUCUUUCACAACUACACGACACCCAGGUUGUUCCUCCUCCCAGCGCUGGUCCUGCGUCUUUACCUGCGGCACAAGCGUUUGGAAACCUCCUGUCUGGUCCUGCUGCGUCUAACAAAAAAGGCAAGAAGAAGCUGCAAAAAGCGGGUACUGCUUACAGCGACGUUUACUACUUAUGUGUUCGAUUUGUUCUCGUAGUUUAAUUCCGUAGUUUUUUUAUUGGUGUGGAAAGAAUAAAAGGUGGAGCUGCACAUGAUUAUAGUAACGUGGCUCGAAUAAAAAUCAAAAUUGAAAUGUGUACUAGUAAGUAACCAACGAGGACUCAAAUUCAUCGAUCCAAGAAGAUGAAUCUCUUCUGCAGGCAACAUUUUUCAACCAACGCUUGCCACUUCAGGUGCCGCGAAAUCGGACAUGAGCAUCGCAGCGACUGACGUUGAGGAGGAUCAAGAUGCUGAUGGAGAUGCGGAUAGCAAGAAUCAGAAUGCGAUGAAGAAAAAGAAGAUAUCCUGUAUGAAAACGUCCCCAUCAUCUUCCCAUACGUCAAGUUGGGAAAUCUGCAAGACAAACAACUAAGGUCGUGUUAGUUUUAUGCAUUUUUGCAAAAGCCUCGUUCGGAAAUGGGGAUUUACCUGAAGAACAAGACUUGUAAUGCGUGAUUGCAAUUAGAAUUACUACAAGGGGGAGUGCCAUACUUUUGCACAGGAUAUUAAGUUUGCUUCUGUUGCGCACCACGAGUUCUUUCCGCUCGCAAUGAAUUCCCGUUCAGCUACGGGAGCAGCAUGACAAAUCUAGGUUCUCGUGCUGAUUCGAGCAUCACAAAUUUCCAACUAGCACUGGAAAGUCCGCAUGAGAUGAGACAUUUUGAGCAUGCAGACCUCUAUGACAUCACACAAAACUAUGGGAUGGGGAUGUUUUUCCGAAGGAUACACGAAAUCCAGAGUGUCGACCGUGGAAAAGAUUCGGAUCAUGAAUUAUGCAUUGCAAAAGUACUAUCGUACUCGUAGUAACGGCAAUCAUGCAUAUACAAAUCUACUCCUCGAGAUAAAUCUGCAUUUACAAAUUUCAUUUUAUUUUUCUCAUGCUGGAGAAAUUUGCCAUGCGAGUUCUACUAGUACGAUACUUUUGCAAUGCAUAUGAAUGACUUAUACCAGAUGUGUUCGAACACUACCUUAUCAUGUCUAAAAAAGGUCCCGACCGGGAGUUGUAAUCGAGAUUUGCAAUGACCACAGGAAGAGGAACUGAAGAUGUGUGAUGCGCAUCGGCAUGCUAGCUAUUUUCAAUUGUGUUUUGAAUAAUUUAGAAUUUGUAAUACUGUAAACAGCAUGAGCAGAUGGAUUUGUAAAUGCGGGCGUCCUUGCUUUUCCUUUUGCUAACCUGCACUACAAUAUCGACCGCAUUUUAUCAUGUGUGCAUCCCAUAGCCUUGAGGCUUGUGUUGCAGAAAUCCCAUUUUAAAUCUGGGUUCCUCGUGGGGCCGUUUUUACACAGGAUAAACUUGGCAGGCGCUGUGGGAAAAAGGAACGACACCUCUUGCCCUAGCAGGGGCGAAAAUCGUGUUCUGCAACGGGGGCAACAUUCUCCGUCUCGGCACUUUUGAUAAUUCCUGCAAGCACGUAUCAAAUGCCAAUAUGUCUGGGUCUGGAAGGAUCCGAACUUGUGAAGCGUGUUUCGGAUCAUACAAAGAUCUGUGAUGCAUAACCAACGUGCAAAGAGGGCAUUUCUCGGUGCCCACUCCUCACCAUGCUGAGAGGGCGUUUCUCAUGCAGAACACGCAUCACCAAGGAGCUGCAGAACCUGUGAUGCUAGGCCCUGCAUUCCAGACGUGGGGGAGCUUGGAAAAACUGCAUGACAAAACUCGGAAUCCCCCAGACCCAGACAUUUUUGCAGUUGAUAGCACAUCUGGAAAAACCAGUGCGAGGACGUUCCGGGGCUGGUCCGGGAGCAUAGACUUGAUUUGAAUGACGACUUAUCCUGUACAAAAGUAUCGUACUCGUAUAAGUGCAAGUCUUGCAUAUACAAAUCUUGCUCUUAAGGUAAAUCCGCAUAUACUAUUACAAGUUUUAUUUCUCAUGCUGAGGAAAUUUGUAAUGCAUUUAUACGAGUACGAUACUUUUGCAAUGCAUACCACUGCUGUUUGAACAACGCCGGGUCAAAGCUAUUGAUGACGAAGGACGAAGGAAUAUCCUGUGUAAAAUCGUCCCCAGCCCAGAGUUGUCAUGCAAAUGCGCAAUGACAGGAGCAUCUGCAAUGCGCAUCUCCAUGAGAGGCAUUUCCAAUCGUGUUUUGGCAUUUGUAAUGCUGAUGUAAACAGCAUGAGAAAAUAGCUUUCUCAUGCGGCUUCCCUUGCUAAGCAGCACAACACUGUAGAUGGAAACUUGUCAUGCACAACUCCCAAAGCUUGGAGAUUUGUGCUGCAGAUUUACCAACUUGACUAUGGGGUGGGGACGUUUUUGCUCAGCAUAAGGAACCUACGGGGCGAGGCCGGACAUUAUAGACGACGACGAGGACCCGAUCCGCAUCGUCUCCGUGGAUGUCCCCAAGGAGCUGGAUGAAUCGCCGAGCCAGAACGACGUUCUCACACUGCAAAUGAGGAUGAAGCUAAACAAAGAAAAAGAGAAGGAGCGUACAAACGAACUGCGGACCGUCGCGAAUAAAGUGAAGAGCGGUAAAAAGAUCAAACGCUUUUCCUUGCACCAGCGCAAAUCUGUGGUGGACGGUCUAACGCCGACUGUAUGAGAGUGCACAACUACCCUUUCCCCUCAUUUGUAGAACUAUGGCAUAAACAGCAAGACAAACACAAGCACGCAUGGAGCCUACGCGUGACAAAUUUAUGGAACUCGUGUAGUACUGUUUGGGUUCUUUCCAGAAUCUGUCAUGCAAACAGUGCCAACGGGCAGGGUUACUGUAUUUGGGAUUUCAUUGCCUGACAGAUGAGGGGGACGAGGGGGACCUGUGCACUUUGAUAGGCUGGCUCAGGUUUCUACGACGUGCCGGUCAUAUCCUGUGCAAAAGUAUCGUACUCGUAUUGCAGUCAUGCAUCAUAAAUCUUUUUCUCAAGGUAAAUCCGCAUUACAAAUUUUAUUUCUCAUGCUGGGAAAAUUUGUAAUGCAUUUAUACGAAUACGAUACUUUUGCAAUGCAGAGGUCACAUUCUACUUCAAGGAGUUAAGGAGGGGAAAUGAGUGAUCAUCUUCCCGGCUGCUGCUAGUCCCAAGAAAAAAGUUAACCUGUCUUGCGGAUUCGCCUAGAAAGCUUUUUGUUUUUUUCUGAUGCAAACUGCCCAGCAAAAAUCACUCCAGACCGCAUGGUCAUGGAAUGGAGUGGCUUUUGGUGUCAGUGUGCUCUACUUUGCAUGACAAAUCUUCAGGAGGAGAUAGCAAAUCCGCAUGACAGUAGGCUGCGACUUUCGAUAAGAGAAAGUAGCAACACUCCCUAAGAUCAUCACUCACUUGCUCUCUAUAGGAAAAGCGGAAGAAGAGAAGAGUUCUAGGCGAGGAUCCUGACGACCCAAUGAUAGUGAUCCCUGAAAAGGCGAACCGCAAGAAAGCCCAUGCGAGAUGGGGGGAACCGCUCAAAUACCGAUUCAAGCAUCCUUUUUCCAAAGAUCGCUCGGGCCCGAGCUUUCAGCGGUACGGCAAUUCUUCGGAGGGAAGCUCAUCGUCAUCUACUUCCUCCUAUGCCUUGCAACAGUAUCGUACUCGUAUAAAUGCAUAUAUAAAUUUCCUCAGCAUGAGAAAUAAAAUUUGUAUAUGCAGAUUUGCCUUGGAAACAAGAUUUGUAAUGCAAGAGUUGCAUUUGUACGAUUACGAUACUUUUGCACAGGAUACCUCCGACUCCGAGGAUGACGAGGACUCCGAGGACGAUGAAGACGGCUCUAUCGCAAGAAAAAAAACUGUUUCACUGUAUUAAAAAACUACUUGUAAUGCAGAAAAUCUAUCUCAGAGGACGCGCUUGUCUUGCUACACAUGCAAGACAAUGGAAUUUUCGUGGUGUUUUCCCUUGGAGAUCUCGCAUGGCAAAUUUUCUCGUCCGUCAUGCAGAACAAACUUGUGAUGCAAAACUUGCAAAAUCCUUACAGUGAAGGUACACUUUUUUCGUACGAUAGGCUUUAAAUCCAGUGCCAAAAAUGCCAGACCCUUGUCGUCGUCGCCUAGAAACAAGUCAAAGGCUCCGUUUAUCAAAUGUAAAAAUGUCUGGGUCUGGAAGAAUGCAACCUGUCAUGCUAAGUCUGAAGUAUGCAAAAAUCUGUGUUGCAUGAUUACCAAAAGUGACGUCCUCGUCCAGUUUUGACCAAGUCGCGAGGGAGUUUCUCAUGCAGGAUAGGCAGAGAGAGAUCAUCGCACAGAAUCUGUCAUGCUAGGUCCUGCAUUCCAGACCUCAUGGGUCAUGGAAAAGCUGCGUGACAAUAAAUCGCGCACUCUUCCAGACGCAGACAUUUUUACAUUUGAUGCGGUUAUCUUCGCCGGAUCCGGAACUGAAGAUCGGAAUCAACUACUGCGGAAUAAACUACCAGAAAGAGGAAAAUGAUUCCAAUUCUGGGUCUUCCUCCUACGAUGACCCAUUAUACAUGCGGUUCAACGACAACAGCAUGUUUAUGGGAUUGUCCUCAAACGUUUUUACAUUCUCAGCUGUUCGUCCAUGAAUACUUAUGUUGAGCUUAAUAUCAUGCGAAACACAGCUUGAUGUGGAUCAUGUGGUGGUCGACAGUACUAUUGAUGGCGAGGACUCUAUCGCCUUACAAAUUCAUGGAACAACAUAUGAACUGCAAAAGUAUCGUACUCGCAUGACAAAUUUUCUGGGCAUGAGAAAGGAAAGUUGUAAAAUGCAAAUGUGCCUGAAGAAAAAGAUUUGUAACGCAUGAUUGCAAUACGAAUACAAUACAAUACUUUUGCACAGGAUACAACAGCGGAGCAAGCAAAUGUUUGAGGACGCCAUAAAAUACAGGAAAAUGGAGAAAAAGGAGGACUAUGCCCUGCAAAAAUCCCUGGAUGUCUGGAAGGUUGGAACUUGUCGCACUAAAUCUGAAUUACGCAAAAGGAAAAAUUUGUGUUGCAUGAUUACCAAGAAAUGAUGUCCGCUUUUGAUCAAGUUGAGAGGCAAUUUCUCAUGCAGGAUAGGCAUGCUAGUGAUCAUCUCACGGGAUCUGUCAUGCUAAGUCGUCCAUUACAGAUCAUAUGGGUCAUGGAAAACCUGGAUGACAAGUCGAGCAAAGUUCCAGUAGUAUAAGUAGUAAUAGUUAGUUCCACCGGUGGACAUAUUAGCAUGUUUAAUCUCUCUCUACAUAGUGCAUACUUUUAUUUUCUUUCUUCAAAAAGUUCAAGUCGUUCUCUUCCCUGUGCUGUACCAAGGUCUUGUUUCCAGACAAAACACCAGACUUUUUUGCAGUUGAUAAGGACAAACUUCCAGUAGGGACCGCCAGCACAAACACCGGCAAUGAGAAGAACAAGAUGAGCGGGGGGCAGCUGUCCAAACUUCCAGUAGGGACCAGCACGACCACCGCCACCGGCAAUGAGAAGAAAAUGCCCUCUGGUGUUCAUCAAGGAGAUCGGGAGGAAAACAAAAGAACAGUGACUACACGACCACGACGCGAGAGUACGUUCGUGAACAUCCCAGUAAGCGAGGUAGGUCGUGGUUCCCGUUGAGGACAACCGAAGAUGGACAACACAGAGAAUAAAGCGCGACAUCAAGUUGGUGCAGUGGUCGUUCUCUUUCUAAUCUGGAAUGAUCCCAUAACUACACAGCACUUUCUACAUCUUCUCCUUGUCAUCAACAUCACUUUUUGAAAAUGAUACGGAAAUAUGAAUGAAGUAAAAUCAGAGUCUACAACUUGGAAGAAGCGCAUGCAUUUGUCAAGUAGAUGCAGAGGGUGGUUUUAUAGACGUUCAUAAUCAACAGAGAAACAUACUCAUUUGACACGAAAUUUUUGAUUUUUAGAUACCUUUCGUUCGAUGCUGACACGAACGAUCUGAUGUGAGUGCUAAAAUUUGGAUUUUUUAGGUCCUCGAACAGUUGACGCCAUGUCCAGGCAUGGAAAGAAAGAAGCACAUACACAAGAAAAAAACAGUACGUGUACGACAGUAGCAACAAGCAAAAAGCGUAAGACAGGCCCGCAGCGGCUUGCAGCGUAGAACAGAGAAGUAAGCGACAAGUAAGAUGAAAGUUAAAAACUCAAAAUAAAAACAACAGUUCCUUCAGGCUCGUAACUUGAAAAACACGACUAGACUUCAACUUUUCAGACCAGCACUACUUUCUUUUUCAAACUACGAAGAGCACAGACGGCCAGCUGUGACACUGCAGCCGAAACAGGCCUGCAGAGGGCCGUCGCGGGUCGCUCUGCAGCACUGCUUUCGAAACGCUUGGCGUGUGCUGUUUUAAGUACUACGAAGCAAAAGAAGCGACGCAAUGUCACAAACCCGCAGCAAUCCCGCAGACAUUGCUCUUACCGGCCGUCUCGGCUUUUUAUUCUCCACAGCUUCACAAGUAUAGAGAAGAAGUAGUACGUAGACAGGCCCACAACGACCUGCAGCGUUCGUAGGCGACAAGCAAGAUGAAAAGCAAAAAACUUAAAUGAAAAAAAACAGUUCCUUCAAGCACAAACUCCAAAUUUUUACCUUGCAACUGCGAAAAACAGGACUACAGUGCAACUUUUAGAGCAGCACUGCUUUGUGACCUUCCCAACUUUUCAGUAGACUUUUAACUUUCAAUACCGACAUCGUAACUUUUCAACAACUUCUAUUUUUCUCGUCUCAACUUUCAGACUUUAUCUUUUCCUUCAACAAGAGCGCUUUACUUGUCAAAAACGUCUUUCAGAGUUUUACGUUUAGUUUUCAAAAUAGUAGUAUCGCUUUCUUUUGCCAGGUUCGUGUAGUUGUCCUGCAGAAAAAGGUUUUUCUAUAAGGGUCCAAGCCACAAGCACAAGUUGCUUGCCCAGCUUGUCUUUUUGUUGAAGUAGCGCUAGCCACGUGAGAGAAAGCAAAAAACUUUCAAGCGGUUCCACGUGACCACUCACAACAAACAAACAACAAGCAGUACGUAUCACGAAUUUUCACUAACGAUAUUUAGCAUGGAAAUAUUGUAGGAAAACGAAAAAAACGCAAAACUUAAUGAAGCGCUUGAGACAGAAAAAAAACUACUUCUACCGGGAAAAAAUUCCCUGGGGUCAGGCAUGUUGUUGCACUCCGCGCAUGCAAGCCUUUUUGACAUUUUUCCCUUCGCAGACACAUGAGAUAGAAAAUAGGAAUUGAAGCAGUGGCCGGGGCGCUUGUCCAUGCCUAGACAUUCAGAGGCUCAUAGUAGGCUUCGACGCUAUUAUUCGCACAGCAGAAAUAAAAACUCAAAACACAAAAAAAGACUACGGCAGUUCCGCCUUUAACGUUUCGAAAUUUACUUGAUGCUUUUCACUAUACUCUACUAGUAGUCACACCGUGUCUCUCUCCGAAAAUGCUUACCUCUGCUUUACGCCUCGGCGUAGCUGACGCAAGUUGCGAGUUCAGAUUUUUGUAUUGAACGCAAGAAAAAGAAGUAGCUAAGAUCCCAAAGAUUACGCUUAGGCCACACAAAGAAACAAGCAAGUUAGACGAUCGGAACCCGAACACAAAAACUAAAAAUCCACUACUACGACGGUCGAGCUGAUGAAGAUUUGUUUCGCGCCAAAAAACGAAAUGCGUAGCUUUGUCUUGCUACAGGUGACAGGAGGAAUAAGCAGCAGUCAUUAAAAGACUAAAAAGAUUGCAUCUCUAGCGAAUGACAAUGGCUCGUAUGCAUGUUGUCCGUCGUAUAAGUAUCGUUAUGUGCAAGUCCUGUCUUCGUUUGCUUUAGUGAAUACAAAGUGUCUCCGGAAAAUAGUAAGUGAAGCAGUUGUGGCCGGAGUUGCGCUGCCACGCAAUUCCAAUUGAAAAACAGAAAUACAUGCGUUUUCUUCUCGCUUGAAAAACAGAGACUGGGGAAAUAUGAUGGUGCAAAACUGAGAGAAAACGAACUC
This is a messenger RNA of Amoebophrya sp. A120, 14352 nucleotides long. The record is from the annotation of a GenBank genome assembly. Lineage: Eukaryota; Dinophyceae; Syndiniales; Amoebophryaceae.